AUGGCCGACACUGAGGACCCGACAACCCAAAUAGCCUGGCCUUCAAGACGUCACAAUGACCCUUCACCAGAGACGAGGGACGAUUCCGGGAUCCAGCAUGAGGAAAUCGAAUCAGCCAAGCAGGUGGAGACAACGUCGACAGCAAGGAGACGGCUCUCUACAUGGGACCUUAUAACGCUUAGUGUCGCCAUGCUGGGCGCCCAAAUUGCCUGGACAGUCGAGCUAGGAUAUGGGACACCCUUCUUGCUGGGAUUGGGCAUCUCUGAGCAGCUGACGUCGCUUGUCUGGCUCGCUGGGCCCAUCAGUGGCCUCGUCGCGCAACCCGUUAUUGGCGCUAUCUCGGACUCGUCAACGUCCAAGUACCGUCGGCGCUUUUGGAUUGUAUCCUCGACGGUCGUCCUCGUUUUGACCACCCUUGUGCUCGCCUAUUGUGAAGCCAUCGCUGCCUUCUUUGUCGAUCUUUUUGGGGUGGGCGCCGGAGAUUGGGACGGGCAGCGCAACAGACAAGCUGUGAACGUGGCCAUCGGUUUCGCAGUGACCGCAUUCUAUCUGUUAGACUUUGCCCUCAACGCGCUUCAGGCCUCUCUGCGGAACCUUCUUUUGGACGUCGCUCCAGCCUCUCAAUUGAAUGCUGGCAAUGCCUGGCAUGGUCGCAUGACCCAUGCUGGCAACAUUGUUGGAUUCGGAUUUGGAUUCUUUCCCUUGGCCAAGCUGCCCUUCCUGCAGAUAUUCGGGGGGAGCCAAUUCCGCAAGUUUUGCAUCCUGUGUAAUAUCAUACUCACCGUCACUGUGUUCAUCACAUGCUAUUGUCACGAAGAGCAAGAGCGUCCUGCCACCACCAAACAAUCUGGAAAACUCCGCGAAAUACUCGACAACAUAUAUACGGCAAUCAUCAAGCUUCCCAAAGCUAUCCGGCGCGUGUGUUAUGUCCAGCUCUUUGCGUUCAUGGGAUGGUUCCCGUUCCUCUUUUAUUCCACCACAUAUAUUGGGCAGGUCAUGGCCCGUGAGAUUGGCCAGGAACCUGACCGUGAUGUUGCAGCACGGCGUGGGGAGUUAGCAAUGCUUCUGUAUAGCGUUGUGUCUGUGAUUUCGGGCACUGUUCUCCCUCACUUGGCUAGCAGGGAUCGCAGACUGAUGGCGCACAAGCAGGAUGUUGACGAAGACGCUGAACUCACUCGCAUUCGAAAUACAGUUCGUGAAUGGCAGAUGGAAGCCGCACGCAAACGCCGACCGCUGCGUCUGCCUAUGAUGCCCUUUUUACUCCGGAACAUCUGGACGGGUGCAAUGCUAUGGUUUAGUCUUCUGACGUUUUCAACAUUUUUUAUUACCGAUGUUAUACAGGCAUCUAUAUUUGUGGCCCUCGUAGGUGUAUCCUGGGCCGUGGCAAUGUGGGCGCCGUUCGCCAUCAUAAUGGAGGUAGUUCCCCUUCAGCUAUUGAAAGACAUGUCUUCGCCGCCGGCGCCCAUUAGGUCACAUACCCGUACUCUAUCAACUCCUCCGCGAAGGAUCGUCUCCGAGCGUCAGCCUUUGCUUCGCACUCGAUCCCUGGACGAAUUUGAAGCGGAUGAAGAUGAAGUACCGUCCGAAACUCCAGUUGCGGGAGGGACAAUCCUCGGUGUUCACAACUUGGCCAUUGUGAUGCCGCAGUUUGUGAUCUCGUUGGUCUCGAGCUUCAUAUUCCGAGUUGUGGACAAGGGUGCCGAUAACGACCCCUCCAAUGUCUUUUACGGAAAGAACGGGGUAGUUUGGGUGCUUCGUUUUGGGGGACUCUGUACAUUAGCUGGUGCGAUGAUCGCCCGGAUGGUGCCUCCGACUCCUACAGAGAAGGCGAUGAGGCGGAGACUCGGAGAGAUGAAGUUGCUUCAAACGACUGAGGCUGCGUAA
Molecule: messenger RNA, 1884 nt
Organism: Guyanagaster necrorhizus
Lineage: Eukaryota; Fungi; Basidiomycota; Agaricomycetes; Agaricales; Physalacriaceae
Product: MFS general substrate transporter
Exons: 11
Coding region: 1-1884 (627 amino acids)
Cellular component (GO): plasma membrane
Molecular function (GO): sucrose:proton symporter activity
Source: RefSeq, a predicted model, not a curated record